Aspergillus fijiensis CBS 313.89 is the source of this 540-nucleotide messenger RNA. RefSeq lists its product as uncharacterized. The transcript is spliced from 2 exons. Bases 1 to 540 code for a protein of 179 amino acids. The record is from RefSeq and is a predicted model, not a curated record. Lineage: Eukaryota; Fungi; Ascomycota; Eurotiomycetes; Eurotiales; Aspergillaceae.
AUGUGGUUCCUCCUCCUCCGCCUCUUCAAAUUCGGCUUCAAAGCCCACAAGACCCACAAGGCCAAAAAGAACGGCACCUACGACCCUUCCUCUUCCUUUCCGAUGUCCACCUCCAACAAAACCGGCACCACCACCACCAUAACCACGAACAACAUCCCUCCACACCUCCGCCGCAGCAAACCCAAACACUACCUCAACCUCUGCCUGCACAUCUGCCAGCUCGUCUUCGGGCUGACCACGCUGGCCCUCUACGCGCACCACAUCCACACCAUCCACGACUCGAGCCCGACGGCCACCGCCGGCGCGAAAUGGGUGUACGCGAUCGUGACGGCCCUGCUGGGCUGCGGCACCGCGAUCGCCUACAUCGUGCUGAUGCAGUACAUCCUGAAGACGCGGGUGCCCGUGGCGCGGCGGGCGAGCUGGCAGCUGCCCCUGUUUGUGUGGGAGGUGGUGCUGUGUGUGGUGUGGUUGACGCUGUUUGGGAUCUUUGGGAGUGAGUAUCUGGGCCGCAAGUCGGCGACGGAGAAGGAGAACUUCUGA